AUGCCGAAGGUUGAUCGCGGCGAAAUCGUCGCAUGCCCGCCUGUGCGACUGCUCACGGGCGACGAGCUCGGCCUACUCAAAGUGGUUUCUCUCGGGCAGAAUAAAGGCGCCGCAGCAGGAGGCUCGGCCGGGGCCCGAGCCGGAGCGUCCGGUUCGGCGCAGUCCGAGGUGGUUAGGUUCGGCGAAGCGGAUAAGGGUCGUACGGCAGUAUGCUCAUCGGCGUGUGUGGCGGUAGACGAGCGAUCGUCGAUCGUGGCAGUCGCCCGCAAGCAUGGCAUGGUUGACGUGUUGCUCCUUUCAACACCCGCUCCACCCGCAGUAGAAGCACCAGAAGCAGCAGCAGCAGCAGGUGAGGCACCAGGGGGAGGGGAAGGCGCCAGCGCCGCCCCUCCUCCAGCCAGCACCGCUCCCCAGGUCCGACUGCUGCUCUCCUUCCCCGCCUGGCAGGGCUGCCUGCAGGGCGAGGGGUGCGCAGCGGUGCAGAGCGGUAGCCAAUGCAGGGAGGGGGAUGGGGGGGAAAGGGAUAGCGACGUGGGGCAGGGGAGCGAGGAGGGCAGGGAGGCAGGAGGGUUAGGAGGAGAGGGGCAACAGGCUUUGUCAGAAGGGCUGUGGGGACUGGCGGAUGCGAGCCUGGACGGUUCGUGCUGCUCGCUCUCCCUCCUUCCCCACCCGCCCAGUGCUGCUGCCACGCCAAGAGGUGACGCCACUGAUAAAGGCGCAGCCGAUGCAGGGGUGCAGGGGGAGCAAGGAGAGCAGGACGAGCAGGCGGGGAGGCAGGUGUGGGUGCUGGUGUCGGUGUCACACAAUGGGUUGGUGUGCGUGCGAGAGGUGGCGCUGGUGCCUAGGGGGGACAGAGGGGAGGCUGAGAGGGUGUGGGAGGAGGGAGAGAGGGGGAGUGGGAGGGAUGAGGAGUUGGAGGAAGGGGAGGAGUUGGAGGAAGGGGAGGAGGUGAGUGAGGGAGAGGAGGAGGGGGAAGAGGGGCAAGAUGAGGGUGCGGAGUGGGCAGCAGAGCAGCGGCUGGUGCGGCGGUUUGUGGCGAUUGCACCGCGCAAGCCGUCGAGGAAGAAAAGGAAGAGGCAGGGCGGCGCUGAGAGUGACUCGGGUGGCGAUUCAGGGGCGGGAGGGGGCCCACGCAGCAAUGGUGAUGCCGCUGCAGCUGCUGCUUCUGCUAAUGGUACAGCUACGGCGGGUGCGACAGCAGGGGGAGCAGAGAGGCCUCGUCUGCUGUGUGCUGCUGUGGACCCCACCGGAGCCACCAUUGCCGUUGGCGGGAAAGAGGCGGAUCUGACAGUGUGGGAACUCCAAACAGGCACUCUCAAAUGGGAGGCUAAACUGCCCCUCCCGAGCCCGUACGGUGUGGUGGCGCCGAAGCACGUGACAGCGGUGUGCCACAUCAGCGCAUGCCACCCGGCACGCCUCGUCACCGCCUGCCAGGACAACUCUCUGAGAAUCUUCGACCUCCUUUUGCAGCCGCGCCCCCUGAAAGUCGUUUCUCUGGGCACCGUUCCCAUCCGCUCGCUUGCUGCUGUGUGGAGCAAAGGUGGUGGGGAGGAGUGCAGUGCGGUGACAGUCGGAACGGGCAUGGGGGAGAUGAAGCUGGUGGAUCUGACACACGGUCGCAUCGUUGGAGCGUUCAAGGGCGAGUGUGCGGGCUCCAUUCGUUCACUCGCCAUGCACCCAUCGCUGCCCCUUGUGGCCUCUUGUGGUCUGGACCGUUAUGUGCGCAUACACCACCUGCACUCACGCCGCCUCGUUGCCAAGGUGUUUCUGAAGCAGCCACUCAACUUCCUCUGCUUCCUGCCAGAAGCGGUGGCGUCUGGAGCUGCUGCAUCAGGGCCUCCAAGCUCCAAGCGCAAGCUCACAGAUGUGACUGUAGCGGGUGGUGACAAAACAGAGGCAGAAGAGACACCAGCUGAGGCAAAAAAGGCAGCUGCAAUUGGAAAAUCUCAGCCCAGACUGGCACAGGGUGGAGAAAGCAAGGCUGUGGCUGCUGGCAGGAGUGCGGCAGGCAGGAGGUCUGGAAAGGCGGCAAGCGAGGCUGGGAGGAAGGUGAUGAGUGGUGCUGGUGGGAGUAAGCGCAGCAAGCAGGCAGCUUGA
Molecule: messenger RNA, 2097 nt
Organism: Closterium sp. NIES-65
Lineage: Eukaryota; Viridiplantae; Streptophyta; Zygnematophyceae; Desmidiales; Closteriaceae
Source: the annotation of a GenBank genome assembly